This is a messenger RNA of Cryphonectria parasitica EP155, 1188 nucleotides long. Its product is annotated as beta-lactamase/transpeptidase-like protein. The transcript has a single exon. The record is from RefSeq and is a predicted model, not a curated record. Bases 1 to 1188 code for a protein of 395 amino acids. NCBI's taxonomy places the organism in Eukaryota, Fungi, Ascomycota, Sordariomycetes, Diaporthales, Cryphonectriaceae.
AUGGCUACGGCUUUCGAAAAUUACGUCCAACAACUCGUGGACGAAAAAAAGAUCCCCAAUGCCAUCUUCUAUGCAUCAGAUGCCACUGGCGCUUUCCACUAUCACAGCACCUUUGGCUACGCCUCGUUUGAGCCAGACGCACAGCCCAUGACCGCGGACACUUAUAUGUGGGCAGCAUCAUGUACCAAACUUCUCACCAGCAUUUCCAUCAUGAGGCUCGUUGAGGAGGGCCGCCUCGACCUGGACGGCCCGGUCUAUGACGUUCUCCCCGAACUCGCCGAGCUCAAGAUCAUCAAGAGGGCAGAGCCGGUGCCCGAGUACGAGACACCAAAGAACAAAAUCACCUAUCGCCACCUCUUGUCCCACACCUCGGGACUUGGGUACGACUUUAUUCAUCCUCUGUUGAUUGCGUGGCGGCAGCAGCACCCACGUCAGCCGGGGCCCGUCCCAAAGCUCUUCAACCUGCCGUUGGCCUUUGAGCCAGGCACCGCCUGGCUGUAUGGCUGUGGCCUUGACUGGGCCGGCCUAGCUGUUGAGCGAGUGACGGGUAUGAAACUAUCACAAUACAUGGAAAAGAUUAUUUUCAUGGCAGUGGGUGUCGAGCAGGAUGCGAUCUCUUUUUUCCCUCUUAAGGUGCCGGGUUCGCAAUUUGCGACAAUGGCGCAGAGGUUGGAGGACGGCACCUACACCCCAGGAUCCCAGGGGACCCAGGACCCAUCAACAACGGAGUACUGCUACGGCGGCCAAGGGACCUUCAUCCGUGGAGGCGGCUACUUGAAGAUCCUCCAGAGCUUGCUGGCCGAGGACGAGAAGAUGCUGAAGCGGGCGACUGUGGUCGAGAUGUUCAGGCCACAGCUCAGUGCGGCGCAGAAGAAAGGGAUGGACGAAUUCGUCUUUUCUUCGCCGAUCCUGACACGGGUCGUAGCCCGUGGUAGCCGAAAAGGAGAGAUAGAUCACUGUCUCUGUGGUAUCGUCGACACGGAAGGCAAGCCGGGCUGGCGAGGCAAGGGAACAGUCGCGUGGGGGGGAGCACCGAACCUCACUUGGUUUUUGGAUCGUGAGAAUGCCAUAUGUGGAUUCAAGGGCGCGCAGCUGAUGCCGGCAGGGGAUCCGGUGUACGUGGAAAUCAGUCUCGAGUUCGAGAAGGCCAUGUGUAAGCUGGCUGGCAAGAUCCGCUCGGGAAUAUAG